ACCGUUGAUCCUGGAAACUAGGAUGAUGCAAAGAUCAUGCUAAUCACACCCUAUUUCUCAUAAGCUUUUCCUAGACUUCUAUUAUUGGCAAAGAUUAAGCAGAGCUUCAGAUGGAGCCAGGAUAUGCAUUCUUAUUUAAUCAUGGCAUAUAAACUGUAAAUGAAUUCCCUGUUUGAUCAUAGAACAAUGUUCCAAAUUCAGAAAUACGGGAAUAUAUAAAGGUGAUGUUUCUGCCAAAUGCAUUUGGUUUGAUAUCAAAUAUCACUUUAGCAACCUACUUGAAUGUGAGGAAUGAGACCUGCAGAUCUAAGUCACAGCAUCAAAAUGAGAUUAGGAGUUUUUCUAAAUGUUUUCUUCUAUUAGAAGAAGCAAAAGUUGGAUCUUAGUACAACUGAUUAUCAGAUAACACUACAAAAAUACAACUUUUAGCCAAUGAUGUCCCUCAGCCACAGUCUGAUGGAGCUUUCAGGACAGUUUAGGAAAAACAUUCUAGCGCACUUGACUUAUACAUGCACUCCUACCUAAGCAUUCUCUGUAAUUUGCUAUCAGGGACAGGAUUCAGAGUGUUGAACACUUUGUCCAUCAUUGCAUGGCAGUUCUAAUGUUGUUAUGACCCUAUAAGAAUGACCCUCACUGUUAUGGUGCAUAAGUAUCAGAGCCUGGACAUCUCUCAGAUGAUGCUGGCAUGCAGGGUAAUGUAGUCCAUGGCUGCUUUGUCACAAGAACUGUGGUGCAACCCUGAAAAAUAGGGCACAAUUAGUGACACCUCAUUAGCACAGUGGCUCUGACUGCACCAUGACAGAGAGAAGAAUAAAACAACCUAAAAACAGAAUGAAGCAAGAGCUGAGAGGACUUCCCAUAAACUUGUAAUAUACAUCAGCAAUGAAGUGUUGGAUAAAGAACUGAAUUUGCAGGGCUCUUUUCUGUCUAUAAUGCACGCAAACAUUAUACAUUUUUUAAUGUGUUUCCUAAAAGAUCCUCACUUGUUGAUAUGUUAUGCCUUACAAAUAAACAGAGCACAAAGAGGUAUAAAUGACAAGCAAACAAGCCAUUGGAAUUUAUACUGUCCAACCAUACACUCCCAUUUGGAUCAUUUAAGUUCAUGUCUCAAUGAAAGAAGCUGUGACGCACCUUCUACAAGGAAAGAGUGCAGCUCUUACAUAGCGGCCCAGGCAGUGUUAUUUAUGUGUAUGAACACCGCAGGAAUCUUCAUUAGCUACCUAUCAGACAGAGCACAACGUCAAGCCUUCCUGGAGACCAGAAGAUGUGUAGAAGCCAGACUGAGGCUAGAGACAGAAAACCAGCGACAGGAACGGCUGGUGCUCUCUGUCUUGCCGCGGUUUGUAGUUCUGGAAAUGAUAAACGAUAUGACCAAUGUAGAAGAUGAACAUUUACAACACCAGUUUCAUAAGAUCUACAUUCAUCGCUAUGAGAAUGUCAGCAUUCUUUUUGCAGAUGUUAAAGGAUUCACAAACCUAUCCACAACUCUGUCAGCCCAGGAACUGGUCCGAAUGCUGAACGAACUCUUUGCCAGAUUUGACCGAUUAGCACAUGAACAUCACUGUCUUAGAAUAAAGAUCCUGGGAGACUGUUACUACUGCGUGUCUGGGCUCCCAGAACCUCGCCAGGACCAUGCACACUGCUGUGUUGAAAUGGGGCUCAGUAUGAUAAAAACUAUCAGAUAUGUUAGGUCAAGAACAAAGCAUGACAUUGACAUGAGAAUAGGGAUACAUUCAGGAUCAGUUCUGUGUGGAGUGCUGGGCCUGCGAAAGUGGCAGUUUGAUGUCUGGUCAUGGGAUGUGGAUAUUGCAAACAAACUCGAGUCUGGUGGAAUUCCUGGGAGAAUCCACAUCUCCAAAGCCACUCUGGACUGCCUGAAUGGGGAUUAUAAAGUUGAAGAAGGGCAUGGCAAAGAACGCAAUGAAUUCUUGAGGAAACAUAACAUUGAGACUUAUUUAAUUAAACAACCUGAGGAGAGUCUGUUGACUUUGCCUGAAGAUAUUGUGAAAGAGGCUGUCAGCUCCUCCGACAGGAGAAACAGUGGGGCAACAUUUACCGAAGGAUCAUGGAGCCCUGAACUUCCAUUCGAUAACAUAGUGGGAAAACAGAACACUCUGGCUGCCCUAACAAGAAAUUCAAUAAAUCUGCUUCCAAACCAUCUUGCACAAGCUUUGCAUGUCCAGUCUGGGCCUGAGGAAAUUAACAAGCGAAUAGAGCACACCAUCGACUUACGGAGUGGCGAUAAAUUGAGAAGAGAGCAUAUCAAGCCUUUUUCACUGAUGUUUAAAGACUCCAGCCUGGAGCAUAAGUAUUCUCAAAUGCGAGACGAAGUAUUCAAAUCAAACUUGGUAUGCGCAUUUAUUGUUCUCGUAUUCAUCACUGCUAUCCAAAGCUUACUUCCUUCUUCCAGGGUGAUACCAAUGGUCAUUCAAUUUUCUAUUCUGAUUAUGUUACACUCCGCUCUUGUGCUAAUCACCACAGCAGAGGAUUACAAAUGUUUACCCUUAAUGCUUCGGAAAACUUGCUGCUGGAUUAAUGAGACCUACUUGGCCAGGAAUGUCAUUAUAUUUGCAUCUAUUCUGAUUAAUUUUCUUGGAGCCAUCAUAAAUAUUCUAUGGUGUGAUUUUGACAAACCAGUACCUCUGAAGAACCAGACGUUCAAUUCAUCUGCAUCCUUUUCUGACAUCUGUUCCUAUCCUGAGUAUUUUGUCUUCACUGGUGUGCUGGCAAUGGUGACCUGUGCAGUCUUUCUUCGUCUCAACUCUGUCCUGAAGCUGGCAGUACUUCUCAUCAUGAUUGCAAUCUAUGCUCUACUGGCUGAGACCAUUUAUGCUUCACUUUUCCUGCAAUAUGACAACUUAAACCACAAUGGAGAAACAGACUUCCUGGGUACAAAGGAGGCAUCUUUACUACUGAUGGCAAUGUUCCUUUUAGCUGUAUUUUAUCACGGUCAACAGCUUGAAUACACAGCAAGGCUGGAUUUUCUGUGGCGCGUUCAAGCAAAAGAAGAAAUCAAUGAAAUGAAGGAGUUAAGGGAGCACAAUGAAAAUAUGCUACGGAAUAUUUUACCUAGUCAUGUUGCACGUCACUUCUUGGAGAAGGAUCGGGAUAAUGAAGAAUUGUAUUCACAGUCUUAUGAUGCUGUUGGUGUGAUGUUUGCUUCUAUUCCUGGAUUUGCUGACUUCUAUUCCCAGACAGAGAUGAAUAACCAAGGAGUAGAAUGUCUACGCUUGCUGAAUGAAAUCAUUGCAGACUUUGAUGAGCUACUAGGUGAAGAGAGAUUCCAGGAUAUUGAAAAAAUUAAAACAAUCGGUAGCACAUACAUGGCUGUGUCAGGAUUAUCACCUGAAAAACAGCAAUGUGAAGACAAAUGGGGGCAUUUGUGUGCUCUAGCUGACUUCUCCAUAGCAUUGAAUGAAAGCAUACAGGAGAUCAACAAGCAUUCAUUUAACAACUUUGAGCUCCGUAUUGGGAUUAGUCAUGGUUCUGUUGUAGCAGGAGUUAUCGGUGCCAAGAAACCACAGUAUGAUAUCUGGGGCAAAACAGUUAAUUUAGCAAGUCGAAUGGACAGCACAGGAGUUAGUGACAGAAUACAAGUGCCUGAAGAAACAUAUCUGAUUCUGAAGGACCGGGGAUUUGCCUUCGACUACCGAGGAGAGAUUUAUGUCAAAGGCAUCAGUGAACAGGAAGGAAAAAUCAAAACAUAUUUUCUUCUAGGAAGAGUUCAACCAAAUCCUUUAAUCUUACAACCAAGAAAACUGACUGGACAGUAUUCAUUAGCAGCUGUUGUACUAGGACUUGUACAGUCUCUUAACAGGCAAAAACAGAAGCAAAUCCUAAAUGAGAACAACAACUCUGGAAUCAUAAAGGGACAUUAUAACCGCAGGACUUUGCUCACUCCCGGUGGAUCUGAGGCAGCAGCCCAGGCUGAGGGGACUAGACAAAACUGAAUUGCCAUAAUCAACAUUUUGUUUGUGUUCUUUUUUUUUGUAUUUCUUUUAUAUAUAAAAUAAAUAUACAAAUAAAAAGGGUUUAAUUUUUUUUAGAAUAUAUGUGAUUAUUUUCUGGUGUUACAUUUCAUGAGAUUCCAGUUUCUCUAUUUUAAUGAAUGGUGUCAGCAACUCUCUCCACACCUGAAUGUCCAACCACAGGGGCUAUAACCAUUCUGCUGUGCCAGUUACUCACAAAGAGGGUCAAGAAUAAACUCCAUAAAAGGAGGAACAUAAAUUGUGUAGGCAGUAUAUCACAUGGAGUAGAAGUAAACUCAGAAGAAGAUUGGGUAGGCUCUCCUCACUUCUGGUUGUAUUCAAGGAGUGUGAUGCCCAUCUAAACUAGUUGUCUGGUCUCCAUAACAACCAGGGAAAAGCUAGUCAAUACAGCCAAUGGAUUUUAAUGUGUGCUAUCUGUCCAGAUGUGAAGAUGUGGGAGAUAAGAGAGAAUGUUUUUAGCUAAGCCCACAGAUUCCAUUGAGUAACUGGUUAUGAAAUGUUAAAAGAGCCUAGAGUGUAUUGCCUAAACAUAGGUGUCUGCAGAUAUCUUACAUGUCAUUCAUUACCCAUCUGAGCUCUAUUUACUGCCUGCUUCAGGAGGUCAAGGCUCUCCUCUAGGCACUAUCUGUCAGUUCCAUUUGGAGAGCUCAAAUGUACUAAGAUAUCUUCAGUGGCUCAAGGAACCUAUGAAUGAAUGACAGAACUCCACCUUGGAUACUUGUCUGGAGUCUACAACUGAGUCUCUUGUCCUGCUGAAGAAUUAACCAAGUUCUCUGGAGUCACUUUCCAGAGCUGAGCUCUUUACCACUUCUUCCAGUUACACUUUUGCCAGAAGAAGGGCUCUUUCAGGCUGUAAAAUGAGUAUGUGUAGAAGCACCACAGGAGACAAAGCUCACUGCUCAACUCCUAUUCAAGUACCUCAGGAGGAAGAGAGAGGUUACCCCAUAGCAGCAACUCUAGAGAGGUUAACCACGACUGAGGUUAUCCUAAAUGAUUUUUGUGACAGAACAGAGACAGUCCUUCUGCAAUGCAACACUGGCACACCUUCCUGCUACAAACCCUACAUCAAGGAUGAUGCCAUUUUAGGAUGGCCAAUCAAAUUUUCCCUGGAAAUAGUAAGUAUAUAACACAGGUUCCUAUAUCCAAUGCUGCAAUUCAUACUGUGCUGUAAAGUGCACAAAUGAACCUCUCAUCAAGUCUGUGUGCUCAGAGGAGCUGGGCUUGUCUCAGUAAAUAAUAUCUUUCAUAUAAUUCACAGAUGGAAGCAGCAGAACCUGCACUCACACAGCAAUCCCCAGACAAGACCCUCCACAAUCAAUACAACAUAUGUACGUGUGUGGAAACAGGCCAUGCUUUCCUACCGGCUGUUACUCAGUCCUUAAUGAAAACUGGGAUGUAUUGGGAGCAUUAUCAUAGGACUGGGCACAUUUUUAUAAAAAUGAGCAUGAUGUCUAGGAGAUCUUGAUUCUUACAUUUUAUGAGACACUAUUGUUUAAAAAUAAAAGACAUCAAAACACAAAGCUGUUUAAUUGUAGUAUGACAAAAAUAAUGCUCUUCAUUGUAAAACAAUCUGAUGAAUGGCUAUGUUGGACAAAAUUUAAUCAGCUGAAUACUGCUUUCAGAAAUAGAAAAUAAUAAAAAUGAUCAAAUGGAUUCCAGAGUAAAUUAUAUUACUGAAAGAUGGGUCUGUGCACAGAAAGAAAAAACAGCUUGAAAUGUUAUAUCAAGUGAUGAAGCUGCCAGUAACUGAGCUCUCAUUUCAGGUCAAUCACUGAUUUGAAAUCCCAGAAAUAUAAUCUCUUUCCACCACGUAGGAAUCCUGGAAGCAGAACCCCUCGCACCAUCUAGGACAGUG
Molecule: messenger RNA, 5844 nt
Organism: Meleagris gallopavo (turkey)
Lineage: Eukaryota; Metazoa; Chordata; Aves; Galliformes; Phasianidae
Source: RefSeq, a predicted model, not a curated record